AAUUCCAUUCUGUAUUUUGUUUUUCUUUUUUUGGUCCUCUGCAUGUUGAUUAGCGUGUUGGCAGUCACCUUUUAGCUUCUCCUUUGGCUGACAUGCUCAAAGUUUUGAUCUUUUGGUCAGGGGAAUCGUAAGGAGAUGGAAAGGAUUCAGAUUUGGAUUACCGUGCUGACGAUGGUGAGCAAAAGCAUAUAUGUCUGACAUAGCUGCAAUUCGAUCUUAGGAAGUAUCAUGAACUUUGACCCGUCCAAGUGGGCUGUUUUGCUGAUGGCUGGUUUGAUUUGAGACAUGUUAAAUCUCCAAACUAGAGAUCCAUUCAUCAUUGGCACAGUUGCUUAAAAAACAUCCAAUCUCCUCUUGGCAGAUGAUGAAUUAGUUAGCCUAUCAUCAUAACUCUACCAGUAAUGAACUUGCAUUGAGACUCAUGAGGGACAGUCACAACCAAUUGAAUAUGAUUAUGCUUGAAAAUGUGGCUGCACAAGAAGAAAGCCAGGAUCAUGUAGCAAACACACUAAAAAGGGGAAGACAAGUUACAGUUCCACCAGAUUGUGAAACUGAAGAUUUAGCUAGUGAAGAACAUGAUGAAAAUAAAUGUACAGAAGCUCCAUAUAAUGUUCUCAAAAUGAUUGGAACAGUUGAAACUGACACAUUGUCGAUUUCAGACAAAACUGUUACACAAAUUAAAGUUCAGGACAAUGACUGUCAAGUCAUCAAAGACAUAUGUGUGGAUGAUGGUUUACAUGCUUUUGAGAAAAUAUUGUUGAAAAAUGCUGCAGUUAGCGAGAACAUACCUUCUGGCUUCAAAACUUAUGCAACAAAUGCAAACGAUAACUGGAAUCAGCAGAUGACACAUGGUACUGCACUAGUUGUGGAAGGUUUGAAAUAUACUGAUGCUGCUGAUGAUGAUAAGGACCAAAAGUCUUCCUGGGGCUUGUUUGAAUCUAAACAAAAGUUGGAUGAAGGCAACCAGCUUGCAAGUAAAACCUCCGAGAAGAUCACUUUGCAGCAUUUGUUUUCACUGGGAGAGUUGGACACACUUGCCCACCACAUGGUUUUAACCAGUUAUGGUAGCAUCAGUAGUACUAAACAAAGUAUUGGUCAGAUGAAUAUCGAACAGGUCACACUUGAAGAGGAGCAUUCUGAGAAUUUGCAAUGUGAUUCUAGCAUGACUUAUGAAAGUAUUAUGAUUUUGGAAAAUCUGAAUGAUGACCUGUCAGAGGGUAAUUUGGAAACGAAGUGCUCUGCUGCCACAAAUGAUCCAUUGGAUGUUACAUUCUCCGACCGAAAUGGUGAUAGCAUGGAAAAACCUCCUAAUGCUCAGCUGGAAGGAGUCUGUAAUUCUGACUUCAAUUCUGUAGCAGCAGCAGCAGCAGCAGCAAUAAGUGGCACUGAAAAGAACAACAAAAAUGCAGAUGAUAAACAAUUAGUAAAUGCUCUUUAUCACCGGAGUAAUGAAGAGAUGGUUUUUGAUGCAACAACAGCUUCUGCUCAAAGUUCAUUUUAUCCCAAUAAUCAUGGGGACUUGCAUUUUUCUGGUCCUUCUUAUUUGUCAGGCCCAAAAGUGUCGUCAGGACAUAUUGCAUAUUCUGGUAGUAUAUCUCUUCGAUCUGAGAGCAGUACCACCAGCACUCAUUCAUUUGCCUUCCCAAUAUUACAAGCAGAGUGGAAUACCAGCCCCAUAAGGAUGGUCAAAGCUGAUCGGAGACAUUUAAGGAAAUACCGGUGGAGAACAGGUCUCUUUUGCUGUAAAUUUUGAAGAUGUCUAUUACCGCCUCUCAUGAGUCAUCAUGCAUCAUCAUCAACACUAGGCCUCCAUGUUUAUUCCUGCUCUUUCCUCUGCCCUGCUUGCUUGUUUAAACUACGGCCAUCCCGCAGGAUCCGUGGCAUUGGAUUGUGGCUUGAGUAGAAAGCAGAGAUGUAGGCUAUUCUUAUUCUUGCUUACAUGCCAUGGUUUGUCAAGGAAGGAAUACAUCUGUGGAAGCUUGAAUCUUGUUUCUUAGUUUCUUCCUUCUCUUGGUUGAAUUUAAAGGCCUUGAUGCA
Musa acuminata subsp. malaccensis (wild Malaysian banana) is the source of this 2037-nucleotide messenger RNA. RefSeq lists its product as uncharacterized. Lineage: Eukaryota; Viridiplantae; Streptophyta; Magnoliopsida; Zingiberales; Musaceae. Gene Ontology annotation, biological process: regulation of asymmetric cell division. The record is from RefSeq and is a predicted model, not a curated record.